AUGAGUAUACCUAAGAUGAACAACGACUCCGUACACUGGUACGUGGGGGAGAUCGCAUCUCGUAUUAUAGCUGAGUCUGGUAUCGCUACAGAUCGAUACCAUCUCGGCAAGUUACUGCUACAGUCGUUAAAGGAUGAUCCUGAAUUUGUAUUGCAGAUUGAGGGUGCCACAGGAGAAUCAGAAACCUUUGGUUCAGUUAUAGAAAGGACAGUGAAAUGUGCAAACUGCUUCAAGAAUUUGGGUCUUGGACAUGGAGAUGUGAUGGUACUGAUGGCUCCUAAUCAUUUGGACAUCACCAUACCGAUGUAUGCUGCAUUGUAUCUUGGUGUUAUAGUUGCUGCAGUGGAUAGGACGUUGACUGCAAAUGAGCUACAACAAACGUUUGCCUUCUCAAAACCAAAGAUAAUCUUCUGCCAAAGCGAAAGGGCUUCAGACGUUCAGUUGUCCUUGAAUAAUCUAACCAUGGACGCUCAAAUAGUGAGCUUCGAUAAAGGGGAUUAUCUUUGCAGUUUUAGUGACUUCAUGGAACAGUAUGGAGAUGAUUCUCCUAUUGAGGAGUUUAAGUGUUCGGAUUUCGACCCUGAGGACUCUGUGGCUUUCCUAAUAGCGACCAGUGGAACAACAGGCAUGCCUAAAGCAGCUGCCGUUACCCACAAGAACUUCUCUAUCGUAUCACCAUACGUGUGGUCCAGGUACACCACGUUUCCAACACCAACCAGUCUCUCAUUGGUGGGAGCACCUCUGCAGUGGCUGUCUGCCAUCUUGAAUUUUAUUCUAUCACCCUUAUUGAGGUUCACAAGACUUCAAACCACACUACCUUUGACGCAGGAGCACGCCUAUGAUCUUAUUAAUACUUAUAAGCCCACGUACACAGUCCUAAGUCCCACAUUGAUGACGACGCUGAUUAAACCUGAUGAUCGCGACCGCUGUGACUUUUCAAACUUUGACCUCAUCAUGCUGGGGGGAAGUGCUGUGCCGCAGACUUUGGUUGAGGAAUUAAAGGUUGUAGCGCCUGAUGCAGAAAUCAUAAACGUGUUUGGCAUGAGUGAACUAGGAGGCAUUGCUUUUCAUGGUGAUAAUAUUGCGCCGGGAUCUUGUGGAAAACCAAUAGGCUGUUUCCAAUACAGGAUUAUAAAUGUAGAUACACAAGAAGAUAUCUACGAACCCAAUGUUCCUGGAGAGUUGUGGCUCAAAGGACCAAGUGUAUUUAAGGAAUACUAUAAUAACGCAGAGGCUACAGAAGAGACCUUCGCAGAAGACCGUUGGUUCAAAACGGGAGACACUUUCUACAGAGAUGAAAACUGGAACUUCUUCUUUGUGGAGAGGAUCAAGUUACUACUGAAAUAUAAAAGUUAUCAGAUAUCACCAGUAGAAAUCGAAGGCGUUAUUCGUCAGCAUCCAGGAGUUCUAGAUGUGGCUGUGACGGGUAUACCAGACGAUGAGUGUGGUGACCUGCCAGUUGCGGUUGUGGUGCCAAGACCUGGAGAAGAACCGACCGCUGAUGAUAUUAAGAACUGUGUUAAAGAUGCGCUGUCAGACUCGAAGCAACUUAGAGGGGGUGUGAUAUUUGUGGAGGCUAUACCAAUGACAGCUUCAACCAAAGUACACCGAAGAAAACUGAAGCAGUUGGCGUUAGAAUUACCAAGAGAAUAA
Spodoptera littoralis (African cotton leafworm) is the source of this 1653-nucleotide messenger RNA. Lineage: Eukaryota; Metazoa; Arthropoda; Insecta; Lepidoptera; Noctuidae. The record is from the annotation of a GenBank genome assembly.